This is a messenger RNA of Colletotrichum abscissum, 498 nucleotides long. RefSeq lists its product as uncharacterized. Bases 1 to 498 code for a protein of 165 amino acids. The record is from RefSeq and is a predicted model, not a curated record. The transcript has 2 exons. Lineage: Eukaryota; Fungi; Ascomycota; Sordariomycetes; Glomerellales; Glomerellaceae.
AUGGCCUCAAAUGAGCAGCAAUGGGAACUCAGAGGCAUUGUGUCUCACAGGCGUAAAGACCCUCUCAGCUCCCCUUCAGGCGACAACGCCGAUCGUUUCGAGUUCGAAAUCCUUUGGGAAACAGGGGAGAAGACCUGGGAGCCAGAGAUCUCGGUGCAAGAGGACGCACCCAGCAUGACUUUCGAGUAUUGGGAGGGACUGGGAGGCCGGUCUCAGUUCAUGGAGAACGCUGACUACUGGAUUCCGCUAGCCAUUGUCAGGCACCGCCUUCAAAAGGAAUCCCCAAAUGAUGAUGAGGAGUACUUUAUCCAAACAGGACUUACGCGCAAGCGGACACUGGAGAAUCAAAGAGUCCGAGCAUCUUUGAAAGCGACUCCUUCUGGAAGGCAUCGCAAGUCAGCCAAGAGUGCCAGACGUCGCCGUCAGGCCGCUGAAGAAAACGACGUUUUUGUCGAGGACUACGCCGACGACGAUGUCGAUGACGACUAUCAACCGUGA